Molecule: messenger RNA, 1971 nt
Organism: Peniophora sp. CBMAI 1063
Lineage: Eukaryota; Fungi; Basidiomycota; Agaricomycetes; Russulales; Peniophoraceae
Source: the annotation of a GenBank genome assembly
AUGGCCCAACCACCUUCAUAUAACGCCCAUGACUCUGAAGAACCUCCUGCAUAUCAACCUCCCACUACCUUCCUCAUUGGUAUUCAUAAGAUCGAUACCUCGCUCGUACAGGUUAAGGACCUGAAACUACACCUUGCUCUGCUCCGUGCGUUCACUGAGCUUCGCGCACAAGUCGAAAACCAGACUGGUGAUGCGGCUGUUCAUUUCCCGCAAGAGGUCAAGCAGCUAAGCCCCGAGAGGCGAUGGACCUGGUUUGUCAACCUGGCCGUCGAGAGAUUCGAACGGUGGACCCAGUACCUCCCGCGUACUCCAACGAAGGACGCCGACUCUCGGUGGGACCUAGAGAAUGCGCCGCCACUCGAUGUUUGGCUCGUUUGGCACGCUUAUCUCCUCAAUCCUCGAUGCUACGCUGAAGAUACGCGGCGCGUGUCCUCUCUCGCGUAUCUUGGGACACUGCACGCUCAUCCCGCCGCCUUUAUCUCCGCACUUGAGCGCCUGGGGGAUCCGACUACCCUCACCACUGGUGCUUCUCAGGAGCGCCGUGACAUCUGGCAGAAGAGCACCGGUCUUCCUUUCGAUCCAAUCGAAUGCACUUCGAUACUCACCACGCAGACGCUCGAGUGCCCCAACUGUGGACAUGUCAACGAAGCGCCGUACAUCACCGAGGAUGGGACUGGCUUUGCCCAGCAGCAAUUCUCUAUCUCAUGCAAGGAAGACGGAUUCACUAUCACUCGCGAGGCUCUGGCCGUUGCACGCUUAAGCAAGGAUCUUAUUGCUGAUCAUUCGGAAGCGGAGAAGUCGGAAGAUCCCACCCCGUUCCUCGCGAACUCUCUACGGACGCCCAGGAAGGAAUUCGAUUUCCCACGAGCCAAGGUGAUCAAGUACGCCUUCCUCGGCGCUAUACCGGCCAUCGCAGACAUGGUGAAGAACGCCAAAGGAGCGGACCCCGAACUGGCUCGAUCCGUGGGCCGCGAGCUAGGAUGGAACUGGACGGCUCUGCAAGACACUUCGAUGUAUAAGUCGCGACGCCGACUGAUGCUUAGGGUACUCACGGCCUACAACGACCAACGACCUUUCUCGGUCGAGCUCGUCGGCGCGGUCCUUCGCCAGGGUUCCUUCGUGGUAAAGAUGACGGACUUGGGAUGGACUGCACCUGGAUGCUUCGAAGCAUCGGAGGACGAGCGAGCCCUGCACCACGCGUCGGCACGCUAUCACGCUUUCUUGGACUUGAUGGCUUCUUCUCCUGAUGCUUUCUUCGUACCUACACUCGAUAUCGACUUGGCCUGGCACACACACCAGCUCUCCGCGACCGCAUACAACUCGGAUUGUCUGAGGCUCAUUGGUCACUUCGUGGACCAUGACGAUAAGGUUGAGGAAGUUCAUCUUGCGGACGCCUUCGACGUGACGUGCAGGGCUUGGAACGCCAGGUUUGGGGUGCAAUACAUGCAUUGUGGCUGUCCACUCCCCGGCGCAACAGUCGGUCAGCGACUCUCGCGCCUCAUCCAACGGGGGAAUCAUGCUCAGGGCUCGGCUCUCCACUCAUCCGCUGCGGCUGCGACGCACCCCUCCGACCACAACAGCGUCUACGUCCCAGGUGCGACUACGGAUGCCGCACUUGCGGAGCAUACAGCAAAACUCGCCAAGCGGCGCGAGCGCGACUUGAAGCUGGUACAGAAAGGGAAGAUGACUCGCGAGCAGUAUGACCAAGGCGGCGUGCACGCCGCGGCGUUCUUAUACCCCGUACCGAUUUGGUACACCAUGGCGGGUUGCGCUGUUGGUGCUGGUGGUGUUGGGACCUUUGGUUAUGCAGGAUGCGCUUCGGGUGGAGGGGCUACCUGCUCAGGUGGGUUCUCGUGCGGCGGCGGAGGUGCCGCUUGCAGUGGUGGUGGAGGUGCUUGCGGUGGUGGCGGCGGCGCUUGCGGAGGCGGAGGUGGGGGGUGCGGGGGAGGCGGUGGCGGUGGCGGGUCCUAA